AUGGAUUUUUUGGGUUAUCUGAAUGAGGUUACCAGUCCUUCAGAUAAAUCAGGGGGCCUAAAAUUCAGGCAGUCUCAAUGUACUAAUCUUAACAAGCUAGCUGAGGCUGCAUGCAUGGUCGAUUUGGGGUUCUCUGGAAACCCUUUCACAUGGCAUAAUGCAAGAGAAGGCCUCAGUUUGAUUCAAGAACGAUUGGACAGGGCAAUGGGGAACCCGAGCUGGCUGAACACCUAUCCUAACACUCAGGUAUCUUACCUCGCUCGAACUUAUUCAGAUCAUAGUCCUAUUUUAAUUAGUUUAUUUGAUAAUCGUAAAGGUGGUCCUUAUCUUUUUAGAUGUAAAGCUGCAUGGUUAGAACACUGUGAUUUCACUAGUUUCUUUGUUAACAAUUGGGAUCUACAUAAUUUUGAUUUUCUUAAAGGCAAGAAUGAGUUUCUGGCAAAUGUCAAGAAUUGGAAUCAUAAUAUUUUUGGUAACAUUGCUUAUCAUAAUAUUUUUGGUAACAUUGCUUAUCAAUAA
Chenopodium quinoa (quinoa) is the source of this 519-nucleotide messenger RNA. RefSeq lists its product as uncharacterized. The record is from RefSeq and is a predicted model, not a curated record. Bases 1 to 519 code for a protein of 172 amino acids. Lineage: Eukaryota; Viridiplantae; Streptophyta; Magnoliopsida; Caryophyllales; Amaranthaceae. The transcript has a single exon.